This is a messenger RNA of Arabidopsis lyrata subsp. lyrata, 1113 nucleotides long. RefSeq names its product abscisic acid receptor PYL4. The transcript has a single exon. The record is from RefSeq and is a predicted model, not a curated record. Gene Ontology annotation, cellular component: cytoplasm; nucleus. NCBI's taxonomy places the organism in Eukaryota, Viridiplantae, Streptophyta, Magnoliopsida, Brassicales, Brassicaceae. Bases 214 to 834 code for a protein of 206 amino acids. Gene Ontology annotation, molecular function: protein phosphatase inhibitor activity; signaling receptor activity; abscisic acid binding. Gene Ontology annotation, biological process: abscisic acid-activated signaling pathway.
CAUUAAAAACUCUAUCUCUCUCAAAUCGAAAGGCACAGCCCAACUUUUCGCAAGUCGCUGUAAAGUUUGAUUUGCUUCUUUUUAUAUACACAUACUUCUCCUCCAUACACUACCUUCCUCUUCAAUCCUCAAGUUUUUUUUUAUAAACCCUAAAACCAUCUCUAAGAAGAGAUCAAGAUUUGUAAUCAAGAAGACACCAUUACUCAGAUCAACAUGCUCGCCGUUCACCGUCCUUCUUCCGCCGUAUCUGACGGAGAUUCCGUCCAGAUUCCGAUGAUGAUCGCGUCGUUUCAAAAACGUUUUCCUUCUCUCUCACGCGACUCCACGGCCGCUCGUUUUCACACACACGAGGUUGGUCCUAACCAGUGUUGCUCCGCCGUUAUUCAGGAGAUAUCCGCUCCAAUAUCCACCGUUUGGUCCGUCGUCCGCCGCUUUGAUAACCCACAAGCUUACAAACACUUUCUCAAAAGCUGCAGCGUCAUCGGCGGAGACGGCGAUAACGUUGGUAGCCUCCGUCAAGUCCACGUCGUCUCUGGCCUCCCUGCCGCUAGCUCCACCGAGAGACUUGAUAUCCUCGACGAUGAACGCCACGUCAUCAGUUUCAGCGUUGUUGGUGGUGACCACCGGCUUUCUAACUACCGAUCCGUCACGACCCUCCACCCUUCUCCGAUCUCCGGGACCGUCGUUGUGGAGUCUUACGUCGUUGAUGUUCCUCCCGGGAACACAAAGGAAGAGACUUGUGACUUUGUUGACGUUAUCGUACGAUGCAAUCUUCAAUCUCUUGCGAAAAUAGCCGAGAAUACUGCGGCGGAGAGCAAGAAGAUGUCUCUGUGAUGAGUCUUUGUCGUCGUCGAGUAGUUUCGUUAGAUCCGACGUUUUCUAGAUUUUUAGCCGUCGUGUGAUCUAUGUUUUUCCGGCUUAUGUGUGAAAAAAGUUACAUUAGUGAAUUAAUCUCUUAUGCAUAUCAUAAUCCUUCUUUUAAUUUUUGUAUUUUAUAUCAAGAACCUAUUCGGAUUAGCCCUAUUCCGGCUUUCACCACCCAAAGAUAAUAAUAUUCAACUAGAAGAAUGUGGUUAUGUUGUCCGUUAAUUAAAAGUAUGAUUUUCAAGUUUA